AGUCCUUACAAGAUGGAGAUUCUUCAAACACUGGUUUUUGACAACGGAACUCAAAUGACCAAGGCUGGCUUUGCUGGGGAUGAUUCUCCAAGGACUGUUUUCCCAAGUUUAGUUGGUCGUCGUCAUCAUACUGGUGUCAUGGUUGAAAUGGGAAGAAGGCAUCCCUAUGUUGGUUAUGAAGCUGAGUCGAAAAGAUAUAUGCUUAAUCUGAAUCAUCCCAUUGAACAGGGCAUAGUAAGAAACUGGGAUGAUAUGGAGGAACUUUGGCAUCACACAUUUUACAAUGAACUUGGUGUCCCUCCUGAGCAGCAUCCCGUUCUUCUGACUGAGGCACCAUUUAACACCGAGAUAAACCGAGAGAGAAUGACUCAAAUCAUGUUUGAGAAAUUUAAUGUUCCAGCCAUGUAUGUCGCAACCCAGGCCGUUCUUUCUCUUUAUGCUAAUGGUCGUACAACUGGUAUUGUGCUUGAUUCCGGUGAUUGUGUGACCCACAUUGUCCCUAUCUAUGAGGGACAUGUACUUCCCCAUGCUAUCUCACGCUUAGAUAUUGGUGGUCGUGAUCUUUCAAAGUAUCUCAUGAAGUUACUCGUGGAGGGGUAUAAUAUAUAUUAUUAUGACGGUUGGGAAAGAUAUAAAGAUAUGUUUCAUGAUAUGAAGGAGACGUUUGCUUAUGUUGCACUGGAUUUUGAGCAGGAGAAUGAGAAGGCAAAAAAUUGCUCAAAAUUACUUGAGAAACGCCAUGAGUUUCCUAAUGGAGACGUUGUCAAUAUUGGUGCUGAGGGAUUCCGUUUACCUGAAGUCCUCUUUCAACCAUCAUUGGUUGGAAUGGAAGCGGCAGGAAUUCAUGACAAAGUCUACAACUCAAUCAUGAGUUGCGAUGUUGAUAUUAGGAAAGAUUUAUUUGCAAACAUUGUGCUUAGUGGUGGCUCAACUAUGUUCCCUGGCAUAGCAGAACGUAUGAGCAAGGAAAUCACUGCACUUGCUCCGAGCCAUACGAAAAUCAAGGUGAUUGCACCACCUGAGAGGAAGCGUAGCGCCUGGAUAGGAGGAUCAGUUCUCGCCUCCCUCAGUACUUUCCAAAAAAUGUGGAUAACAAAGGGCGAGUAUGAUGAAAUUGGUCCAGCAGUUGUCCAUAGGAAGUGCUUCUAA
Messenger RNA from Solanum stenotomum, 1149 nucleotides. RefSeq names its product actin-100-like. NCBI's taxonomy places the organism in Eukaryota, Viridiplantae, Streptophyta, Magnoliopsida, Solanales, Solanaceae. Bases 13 to 1149 code for a protein of 378 amino acids. The transcript is spliced from 4 exons. The record is from RefSeq and is a predicted model, not a curated record.